Oncorhynchus gorbuscha (pink salmon) is the source of this 3086-nucleotide messenger RNA. It is a transcript of the gene bag3, whose product is annotated as BCL2 associated athanogene 3. The transcript has 4 exons. NCBI's taxonomy places the organism in Eukaryota, Metazoa, Chordata, Actinopteri, Salmoniformes, Salmonidae. The coding region runs from base 291 to 2330 and encodes 679 amino acids. The record is from RefSeq and is a predicted model, not a curated record. Gene Ontology annotation, molecular function: protein-folding chaperone binding.
UCUGAGCUGAAUACAUUGUACCACCACGUGUGAAGUAGCGCUAUUAUUGGAAUCUAUGGCGCAACGUUAAAUUGGAAAAUAUACAUACAAACAAACAGGUGUUCCUGUCCUGAACGUAAAUAACAGAUCGCCUCACUGUUAGGCUGGAACCUUCUCCCUGAAUCUCGAGACACUGGAGGUGGCAAUUUUUUCCCAAUCCCAACAUUGACGGUGCUAUUUCGAGAAACUUCCAGCCCCCUUUCCCACACGUCACCGUGCGGAAUCUUUAAAGGAUCCGUUGACUGUAUAACAUGGCACAGUAUAAAGGAUCAAGGAGUUUGAGCAGCAUGAAGACACAGUCACCAAUGGUAGAUAUGGCCAAUAACAACGACCCUCUACCCCCAGGAUGGGAAAUUAAAAUUGACCCACAGACAGGAUGGCCUUUUUUUGUGGAUCACAUUAAUCGCACAACAAGCUGGAAUGACCCCAGACACGAUGUCAAAAAGGUCAGCCAGUUGUCUCAAAAUGGCCCAAGUGUGCCACCAGAGCAGAGUCCUCAGGAGAUGCAGAAGGCCUUUGUGAAGGACAUGAAGCACCCCACCCUCCGCCAGGGUUACAUCCCAAUCCCAGUCUGCCAUGAAGGCGCAGACCUCCGUCAGCAACACCCGUGUUUCUCCUACAUCCAGCCGACUGCUCUGCAAAAUAUACGGGCAGAAGGGCGGACACCCUCCCCCACCCCGACGCUCCACUGCAGGCCUAGAUCUCCUUUGCAGGGUUCCUCCGAGAGCUCUACUCCUGAACCCUGCAUGUCCUGUUCGCCUAGUUUACAAGGACCUGAGGGCCAUCCCCUCCACCAGCCCCCGCGACCCAGCAGCACAGGCCUCCAGGCAGGUUACAUCCCCAUCCCAGUGAUCCACGAGAGGGCCGGAGGUCACCCACAACAAGCCCCUGUCAAUCCCGCUCUCUACACCCAGCGCUUUCCGGCUUACUCAGAGCACCAGCCCUCCUUCCACCGACUGCAGCCAGAGGACUGGAGCAGUCAUCAUGGAGCCACACCCUCUUCCCGGGAGCGAGCAUCCCCGUCCCCGAGCGUGCCCCCCCAGCACCGCGAGACUGCCGCCAUCCAUAUCCCACCGCAUAUAAGGAGCCAGUCUCCCCUCAGAGCACAGGUCAUUACAGAGAGACCACAGGUCCAGGUCCACCACCAUGUGCCACAGAGAGAAUCACCCCACAGAAUGGAGCAGGAGCAGGAGAUCUCUCAGUAUCCCCAAGCAGCGCAGAGAGAGGCUGACUCACAGCAGCGUCAACAGCCACAGAUCUCACAGCAACCACAGCAGCAACCACAGCAGCCACCACAACAGUACCAAGGACCACAACAACCACAGCAGCAACAACAUUAUCAACAACAGCCACUACAAUACCAACAACCACAACAACAGCCACAGCAGCCACAACUCCCACAGCAGCCACAACAGUACCAACAGCCAAAACAACCACAACAAUACCAACAACCUGAACAGUACCAAAAAUCACAACAGCCACAGCAGUACCAACAGCCACAGCAGUACCAACAGCCACAGCAGUACCAACAGCCACAACAGUACCAACAACCUGAACAGUACCAACAACCUGAACAGUACCAACAACCUGAACAGUACCAACAACCACAACAGUACCAACAGCCACAGCAAUACCAACAACCUGAACAGAACCAAAAACCACCACAACAGUACCAACAGCCACAACAAUACCAACAACCUGAACAGUACCAACAACCACAGCAACCACAGCUGUAUCAACAACCACAACAGUCCCAGCAACAACCACAACCUCCACAACAACCCCAGCCACAGCCACAACUGCAGCCACAACAGACAGCAAACAUCACAGUCCAGAUGUCGCCGAAACCAGAAGCCCAGGAGCCAGUGGCUGUUCCUGCUCCACAGGAGGACUUGCCCCCAAAAUCAGAAAAUGAGCCCGCCGCUCAGUGUCACCCAGGCUUGGCUAAAGUGCAAAAGAUAGAGGAGAGAGUGGCAAAACUGGAGCAAGAGGUGAAAUGCUUUGAUGGGAAGAAGAAUGAUAAGAGGUACUUGCUGCUGGAGGAGCUGUUGACCAAAGAGCUUUUGGCACUGGACUCAGUGGACCCAGAGGGACGUGUGGACGUGCGACAGGCGCGACGUGACGGAGUCCGGAGGGUCCAAACCACACUGGAUGCACUGGAGAUGCUGGAUGAGCGGCCAUCGGGGUCAGUCAAUGAGUCCCCGAUGGAGGGUGACAGCCCGCCACAGAAAGUAGAGCAGCCCAGCAUGAUCAGCCAAGCGAAUGUGGAAAUGGCCAGAGAGAUCUCAUAAUGACUCCAUAGUUUUAUUAUAGUGAAGAGGAGAGAAAUGUAAUCAAAGAUACAGUGGAAAUGGGCUGCUCUCAAUGCUCCCUAUGCCCGCCUUUCAACUGCAGAUAUCACAUAUGAACUAUACGAUGCAUGUAUUACUUAAUUUACAGUGUUGGUAUUGUCUGGCAUUCACCACAUUCUAUAUGUGAUGGUGGUAUCCGAGUGCAUCAUGUAUUCAAUGAUGAAAAGCCAUUGUUGUUGCCUUUUGCUGUGCCAAUGUCUUUUUGCAAGACCAUUUUCAUGAUCAAUGUGUUAAAGAGACAUGCAUAAUAGAGGUUAUAUAAGAGGCCUUUAUCCAUCCAUAUAUAUAUAUAUAUAUAUAUAUAUAUAUAUAUAUAUAUAUGACUAAAAUGUACCUGUAUGUAGUUAAUUUCGGGUCAUGUGAUGUGGUUAUUUUUAAAGUUAUUCAAUACAUAUUCAAUAAGAAGAACACUGGUAUGUAGAGUAGUAGACAACUUCUCUAUAAGAAAGGGCUUCUGUGGAAAUUGUAAGAGAUGUUUAAUAUUUCCCUCUUUUAUUUUGAAUCCACUACUUCGAGAAACAAUAUUUACCUCAGAUUCCGUCAGAAGAAAUGGGACAAAUCAAUGUUAGUAAAUGUUAAUGACUCAGUCAUAGAAAAGUAUUUAUUUUUGUGCCUCAGAUGACAGAGCUACUUGAGAGAAAAAUCUUAUUUUUUUCUCUAAAAAAAACAAAUAAAAACCAAGUUAUUUCACACAUA